GCUAGCGGCUCAAGCGAAAUCCACAGUUUACUUCCGGUAUUAAGGGUAAAGGCACAACGUCAUCGGGUAAAAUGGCAGCCUCGGAAGGCGACGACACAAGUUGGCAUGCUGAACUUGAAGAGGCACUAGUAGAGAGCUGUGAUUUUGGAACCUUGAGAAACAUCUGCAAAGGACGACAAAUACCCAACAUCUACAGAGCGUCAGCAUGGAAGAUUUGUCUCAAUGUUGCCGGAAAAGCCAAUGCCCUGACGUCAUUUGAUGGCAUAUUUGAUCUUCCCGAACAAGAUGUCUUGAGGAAAGACUGCAGAGAAUUUAUUGAUAAGCUUGAUAAUUCUGAUGAGGAAAAGCUCUCACUAGUCAGUGACCUUGAGUCUGUCUUGACCUUCUACUGUAAGUCCAAGAAUCUCAAGUAUGAAGUGGGCAAUGGAUGGUUGGACAUUCUUGGACCCUUGGUGGCGCUACACAUGGAUAAGGCUCUUCUGUACAACUGCUUCUAUGCCAUCAUGACUAAAUAUGUUCCAAGGGAAACCAACGAGCUGAGUAGAACGUAUCAUCUCUUUAGAUUACUUGUCAUGUAUCAUGAACCGGAACUCUGCAAUUUCCUAGAAACCAAAAAGAUCUUCCCUGAUUCCUACACUAAAUGUUGGUUCAAUACAGUGUUUGCUGGGAGGUGCGGUCUGGAGAUCAUCCAAUCAAUGUGGAGUCUUUACUUCCUACAAGCUGAUCCAUUCCUACAGUUCUUCUUGGGGCUGGUUAUACUUGUCAAUGCUAAAGAGCAUAUCAUGGGCAUGACUGAGUCUAACCGAGACGAACUGAUCGAUUGUUUAGCCAUGUUUCCAAGCCAACUAGAAGAGGAUGAUGUUGAAGAUUUCUUUGGUUUAGCUCAAUACUAUGCAUCAAAAACGCCACAGUCAUUUAGAAGAGAGUACCAGUCUUUAUUUGGAGCUAACUUUGCCAGUCCGAAGGAAGCGAGUGAAGGCCCUAGCUCUCUCUGUCUCCUUGUCAAUCCAUCAGAACUUCUUCAAGCUGUAACACAAGGACCUGGCGACGGUAUUAGUUAUUUUGUUGUUGAUUGCCGGCCUGCUGAUCACUAUAACAGGAGUCAUCUAGCUACUGCUUUCCAUCUCGAUGCUAACCUGAUGCUACAACAGCCAGCUGAGUUUGCCAGUGCAGUGAAGGCCCUUCUAGCGGCACAGCAGCAGUCCAUCACGGCAGGAUCACAAGCAGCCGGUGAACACCUGUGUUUCUUGGGAACGGGAAGGGAGGAGGAGGAUCAGUACCUUCAUAUGAUCAUUGCUAACUUUCUACAGAGGAAAAUCCAAUCAGUUAGUAUGGCUACUGGAGGCUACACAGCUCUACUGAAGCUUGUAGAGAAAGAAUUGACGACAGGUAUGAUAGAUCCAACCAUACUGAAAUCAGUCAUCAUCUCACAGCCAGAGAGUUCAGGAUCAGAUGAUAGUGGGGCUGACAGUUCAAGUUUGGAGAACAGUUCGAUUGGUGAUUCCCCUCAGAAGCUAACGGAGCGUGGAGCGGCUGUGAUGGGCCGUCUUACGACUAUUUUUAAGAGCAAGUCGGCGUCUGUCAAGGACAAGGUUAUAGAGUUCAUCAAGAAUGAUCCUGCAGGAGAGGAAAAACAUGUGAGCAGUCUAGAUACUGGUAAAAGAUACCGAAGCGGUAACGUCCAAUCAGUCUUCAGCAUCGGAGAUGAAGACGAUGAUAACGAGAGUAUUGGUGGUGCUGGUUCAUCUGAUGAGGAGAGGAGAGAGUUGGUCAGCACGGACACCUGGCUCAAGAAACCUGAGAUCCUCAAGGCUUUUGACUGUCAAGAGGUCAAGGACAGCGGACAGACCUAUCCUGGCCAUGUCCUAGUCACCCCCACCCAUCUCUACGUCUUACGAGAGGCUGCUAACAAGAAAGGUUUCUCCUACAUCAUGGCUCGGCGAUCCUUGGCCGACGUCGUCAGAAUCACCUCCAAGAAACGCUGCUCAGAGUUCAUCACAUUCCGGUACGGCCGCGUCAACAGUGCCGGCGAGACCCUCGUCUACGGCAUCGAUAGGAUUUACAUCCCAGAUGCGUCCGAAGCAACCAAGAUGAUCAAGCAGUUGAUCGUCAAGUGUAUCGACGAGAAGGACCCACCCCCUCAGGACCAAGCCAAGGAUGCCACUAACAACAUAGACAACUCGGACAAAGAUAGCGCGAAAGCCAAAGGCGAUGCAGAGAGUAAAACUAUGACAAAUGCAGAGGAUACGACGAUAGAUACUCAAACUGAAAGUAAAGAGGAGAGUGUGAAGGAAGAUGGACUUGAUGAAAAGAAGGAGGUUGGAGAUGGAGAGGAUGGAAAGAACGUAGAAGAGAGAACAGAUGAUGCAAAGGUGGAAAGCUAGUAUUGGCUUCGAGAGACUCUGUGAAGAGAACGAAAAGACAACUAUUGCAGGAGUUAUGUGCGACGGUUCAUCCAGCCUCCCAGGGAUCGAUGCAAGCAACGUGGAGAAGCCAUGCAACUUCUUACCAAUAAACAAACAUCAGUAAAGAUAUAUAUAUUAUUCACUAAUCCUAGAGUAAAAAUGAAUUAAUGUAAGUAUAUCCAAUACGUUGUAUAAAAAAUGAAUUUAUAUGUUGUCAAUCUGUUUGAAAAACAGUGUAGGUUUCAGUAGCCUCGGCCGUCUGUGAUGUAGAUUAUACAGGUCUAUGUAAUUUUUGCCUCUCCUUAAGACUCCUAAAAUCCUAUUGAUGGGUGGAUGAAGGAUGUAGAAUGGGCAAGCUUCCCGCCCAGGGGCCCAUUCCAUCAAGAACUUGAUUUUAUAACAACUUUGUUACCAUGGUAACUACCAUGCUAACAGGGCUCAGUAACCAAUCAAAGCCAAUGUUUUAAUGAGAGGUACAAUAAUCAAAAUUAUCGUCUAUAUAGAGCGUCUUAGCCAUACAUUAAAAACGCGUAUUUUGGUCUGCAUCAAUUGCCUGUGCAGUAUUAGAGCGUAUCCCUAAAAUGAUCGAAAUCCGACGAAUAUCCCAUAGACUCCUGUACAAAAGUUACUGUUGAGUAUGAGUCCAUAUUCAAGAGUCUUGCGCGAAUGCGUGAAAUAUACAACGCGUACAACAAUGAAAGCAAUGCGAUGCGCAGCAUAGAUCACAAUUAUGCUCAAUGACGUCAUAAUGAACUACAUGUAAGUUGCAUGUCAAUGACCAAAAUCGAUCCUGAAGUGAUGAUACCAUAAUGUGAUAAGUGAUAUGACUUGUUAAAAUCAAAUUUCUCCCUCUUUUUUUUGGGGGGGGUGUAUAGAUGAUAAUAAUUAUAUUGGAUGGCUUUACCAGGAAUAUUCCACUCAUUAGGGCCAAUUUCUGGUACUAGUAUUCCAUUCUGAGUCAUCCAAUAUGAUAUAAGUCUUCAAAAAUGGGAGUCAGAUUUGCAAGACAUAGAAAAAUAAACAUCUUCAAUUCACUCCUAAUACAUGCAUCCCCAAUGUUGGUUAUGAUAAGAUGCUUGUUGUUUGAAACUGUGUUCUGAGACAUACAAGAUAGCUUGAGCUGCAAGUAAGAAUGGAAUGAUUUAACCGAAUGAUAAAUGCCAUCCGCAGGGAAGAACAAGGAUUAAUCAGAAAAGCUGCAUGAGAGAUCCCAAGAAAAACUAUUCUAGUGUUAGAAUAAGGUUUGCGAUCACUUUAAAAGAGAAAGACCUUCAAUUCAUGCAUGGUGUUUAGAACACAUGGUCAACAUAUUUGUGGUAGUGAUAAUCCAGGCUUUUCCUUAUCAGAAAUAAGAAAACAUCCUUUCUGUGUAUAUUUUUUUUAACCUUGUGGUCCAUUCUAUGUGGCACCUCUCUUGACUUACUGACCCGUACACUUGACAACACUAUAGCCUUUCCUGUAAUGUAGUAUUGCAAAGGGCCAUAACUUAUGCUUUCAACUUGGGCCAAAACAUUCCUUUAUUUGUAUGCGAUUUACAAAUCUUAUCACCUUUUAGUGAUUCUGUCAUUUCUUAUUUGCACGCAACACUGGAGCUCAAACGGCCUUUAAAGGGGAAUCCAGCCUUGGCCAUAACAUGUGUUGGGAAGGAGAAAAAUAAAUUGAACAGAAUGGUGAAAGUUUGAAAGAAAUCGGACAAGCAAUAAGAAAGUUAUAGCUGCUUUAACAUUGAGAUCACUAAUACUAUGUAGAUUUCAAAUUGGCAACUGGGUAAGUAAAUUAUGACAAGGGGCAAGGACAACUUUCCCAUAGGCCAUGUACUUUAUUAUCAGGGAUUUGUGGUUUUAUCCUAAGUACCCAUUCCCCUGGGGCAGUAAUCUAAAUAUAUCCCAGGUAGUAUAUUGUUUUAUGUCCUCAUGAAAGAAAAUUAUAAUUUGAAAUAAACUUUGGGGAAAAAUGAAAUUUUAGCCAUAAUAUGUAUUGGAGUACAUGAAAGAGUAGUCCUUGCCUUACAUCACUAUGACAUCCCAUAUGCGGCCAAUUUGAAGUGUCCAUGGGUAUAGUGAUUACCAAUAUUUACAACUUUUGAAAAUUCAUAACUUUCUUGUUGUUUGUCCAAUAUUGUUCAAACUUUAACCUAUCAUCUUGUCUGAUUCUUUUUUCCUUAUAAAAACACGUUUUCUUUUGGGUUGGAUUCCCCUUUAAUUAAUUUGCAUCCAAACGUAUGUUAAUGAUGGAUAAUCUGGAAUAAUGUUCAAUUUGUAAAUAAUGAUCUUGUUUCCUUUGUUUAAUCAAAGUGACAUUAUACAUAUGUUGAUACAGAAAGAGUUUGAUUCAAAGAAUAUAUUGAGUUAUAUAUUCGCAGAAUAUAUACAUUCUAUGAAGAUUAUUAUUUAUUUGAAACUUUAGGCAGUGUAUGACACAUGUGCAUCAAUGAUCGUAGUGUGUCAUUUAUUGUACAUUGAUAUAUUGAUUCAAGACUAUAAAUUAUAUUAGAAUAGAAGUAGUUCAGUGUUCCGAAAUCAAAACUUUAGAAUCAGUCGUUCAAUGAC
This is a messenger RNA of Lytechinus pictus (painted urchin), 4954 nucleotides long. RefSeq names its product TBC1 domain family member 23-like. The record is from RefSeq and is a predicted model, not a curated record. Gene Ontology annotation, cellular component: trans-Golgi network. Lineage: Eukaryota; Metazoa; Echinodermata; Echinoidea; Temnopleuroida; Toxopneustidae. The transcript is spliced from 17 exons. Gene Ontology annotation, biological process: retrograde transport, endosome to Golgi. The coding region runs from base 72 to 2384 and encodes 770 amino acids.